Cuscuta europaea is the source of this 2273-nucleotide messenger RNA. NCBI's taxonomy places the organism in Eukaryota, Viridiplantae, Streptophyta, Magnoliopsida, Solanales, Convolvulaceae. The record is from the annotation of a GenBank genome assembly.
UUUCUUUCUCCUCCUGUUGGUUUCUAACUUCCAUUCCCAUCUGAAGCUGCAGGCAACAAUAUCUCCCACUCCUUCUCCUUCUUCAAGGAGAAACUCAUAAUUAAGCACUGCGCUAUCAUAUCCCUACUCAAAAAGAUGUGAUCGGUGUUCUAUUUGUCGCACGAAUCAUUAAAAAAUCAGCUCUUCGAACGCGCCCUGGGUUUAGUAGUAGCACUCUUACAUGGAUGGAAUGUUUGGGCUUCAAUCCCCGCCGGACUACGUCGACAGGCCUGUCAUGCCACCGGACGGACUGUUUGACUGUAGCUACAGUUACCACGGCAUGAUUCCUUCACACGCGGGUGAUCAAAUUCCGAUGCUCGGCUCCCACGACCUUACUGCCGCCGGCAGCUUCCAUUGUUCACACGACUGCGAAGCCGGUUCCGUGACUGCCGAUGCUCACUGGAGAGGCGGAGAACAGUUAGAUGGUGCGGCUGCGGAGAGGGACGACCAAGGCUACGAAAACGACUGUAUUAGCUUGAUCAAAGCUCAAAUCGCCGCUCAUCCUUCUUAUCCGAAGCUCCUAGAAGCUUAUAUUGAUUGCCAGAAGGUAGGAGCGCCGCCGGAGAUCGCAACGCUUCUGGAUGAAAUCAGGCGAGAAAACGACUUGCUUAAGCAUGAUGGUCGUGUGCCCGCGUGCUCUGGAGACGAUAUCGAGCUCGACAUUUUUAUGGAAACCUACUGUGACAUCUUGGUGAAGUACAAAUCAGAUCUCUCGCGGCCAUUCCACGAAGCUAAGAACUUCCUCAACAAUAUUGAGUCUCAACUCAGCAACAUCUGCAAAGGUUGAAUGUCCAACCCCAAGGCCCCCACCUGACCCAACAGGAUGGUGGGAAGGUUAAUCACGGUAACUCAGUCAGCAAAGCGGUGGUAGGCUUUAUACAUGUGUGCACCAGAGGUCCAGCCUUAUUUCAGGUUAUGUAAUCUCCACACGGCCGUUGCGGAUUUUGAACCUUGUCACUUGAUUCAAUUUUCCCACCACUCGACCAACUGAGCUACUCGUGCGGACGAGGGUGGUCUAUCGUCAGAAGAUGAGAACAGCAAUGAGGAAACAGAGGAAAAUGAGACCAUAAGUAGCGAAGAUCGGGAACUGAAGAGCAAGCUGCUAGAGAAGUAUGGUGGGCAUAUAAGCAGCCUAAAACUGGAAUUUUCAAAGAAGAGAAAGAAAGGGAAGCUUCCCAAAGAUGCGAGACACAUAUUGCUUGAAUGGUGGAAGGUUCACUACCGGUGGCCGUAUCCUACGGAGGCAGAUAAAGUGUCGUUGGCUGAGAUGACGGGGCUAGAUCAGAAGCAAAUCAACAAUUGGUUUAUAAAUCAAAGAAAGCGACACUGGACACCAUCAGAACAUAUGCAUCUUCUCCCUUAAUUACAAGAAAAUAUUACCCGAAAUAGGACUAAAAAGGUUUGAAAAUUCCAAAAUAGGAUUAUCAUGCUUUUAUUCACAAAAUAGAACUAAUUAGUACCAUGUUUUGGCAGUAUCAGACUUCAAACAUGACAGUAUUUUCUAAAAUUGGCAGUAAUUACUCCUAUUUUGGGAAUAAAAAACAUGACAGUCCUAUUUUGAAAUUUUCAAACUGUUUUAAUCCUAUUUCGAGAACUUUCCUUAAUUACAAUAAUAAUAACGGCGACGUACGACUAAUUCUGCAUGUGGGGAAUCUCUUAUCUCCCCUAGAUAGAGGCUCUCUUCAUUUCCUGUACAUUUUAUUUUAGGGCAAUGUAAUUUUGCUCCCAUAUCUGAGCAUACAAUCAAUCACCUCUUCAGUUGCUUUAAUUCUCUACCCGGCCAAGUAAAUUUCAAUGGCAAUUUUACUACCACUAAAGCUAGUGACAGGUUUUAACUUGUAAGGUGUAUCACAUUUGGUUCGCGGGUUUUAACUUUCAAACGAUCUUUGACCAUGGAAAAGCUAAUUUCAAUCCAAACACCCGAUAGUUUGGAUUGCCAUGGAAAUAGAUAGUUUCUUAUUCUUUUAAUGUGUGCCCUACACCCAAUAUGUAACGGACUGACAUGAAAUUAUGAAAAUAUGCUCUUAACAGCUAGUUUUGUGUCUCAAUCCUCCUCUUGUGAGCAAAUGUUUCGUUGCAAUCUAAAGGUUCCGCCAUGAUCCCCUCCCAUUCUUUAAGAGAGAUGCGUACAACAACUCGUUCCAUGUAUCUGGCACUCCGGGCAGGCACCAAUGGCUACAAUCUUGAGCUUGCAAAGAACUUUGAUUAUUGGUUCUAUAAAUGGAAGGGUGGCC